Messenger RNA from Metschnikowia bicuspidata var. bicuspidata NRRL YB-4993, 1141 nucleotides. RefSeq names its product Pga54p (gene PGA54). The record is from RefSeq and is a predicted model, not a curated record. Lineage: Eukaryota; Fungi; Ascomycota; Pichiomycetes; Serinales; Metschnikowiaceae. Bases 234 to 1034 code for a protein of 266 amino acids. The transcript has a single exon.
UGGAUAGAGAGUCCUGUAGAAAUGAAAGAUUGCAGACUGAGAUCACUAGUGAAACAGGGGUUUGUUUGUUUGUGGCUUCGCACAGUUGUGUUUUGAAUGAUGCGGUCCGCGAUGAAACACGCUUUUUCGUGUCCCUCUUUAAAAGGGCAUCAAUUCUCGUUGCAUAGAAGAUGAAAGGGUAGUUUCAUUACUCUUUAUUGCGUUCAAUAGUCGCGUCCACUCAUUUAUCCACAAUGAUUUUACCCUUUGCUGCCCUCACUGUUCUUGCAUCAGUUGUCAGUGCUAUCCCUUUCAAGAGAUACGACAACGAGACGAUCAGCGCCACAACUGCUUUUUCUUUGCCAGAUACUACAAUCACUGUCGACAAGUAUAUCACGACCACCUUGUCUGGAUCUUCAGUGAGUGCACGGUCUCUGUCUGACCUUGCAGCUAACACGCAGAACAUUAUUUCGGUUGUUACUGAGUAUGUGACGAUUUCAACUAAAGGCUCUGCAGUCGUGACGCCAGUGACAACAUUCACUACCACGAUGCCUGAGUCUACCACUACAUCAACUUUAACAAGUUAUGUGACUAUUACCGAAAGUGAUGGGACUGUCUCGACUGAGGCCAUAGAAUCAGGGCUAAUUGAGACGGCCGAGGCAUGUGUUUGUGUUCCUUCGACCGUGACCGUGACUGCCACAAACUCGGUAAAUGAUGUUGAAGACCAGUACUCUGCGAUUACCCUGAUUUCUGUGACAGCUAUUCCAGUUUAUGCGGACUUUACAUUCAGUGGCUUGACUACAACAAUCACCUCGUAUGUAGAGGUAACGCUCACUGAGACAACAUAUUCUCCGAUUGUGUUUUAUUCGACAACCACGGGAACUUCUUCAACUCCUGACAUAUCCUCUUCAAUGCCAACAGUGACUUCAUCGUCAGCAGUAACACUGUCUUUGACGUAUUCGUCUCCUUCAAUGGCUCCUGUUUAUUCUAGCUUCAACAACCAGACAGUUGUAUCGUCAGGGAAGUCGAGAAGGGCAUUCUUGUAUCACGUUUAAUCGCGCUACUUACCACUAUCGCAUGUAUAACAUUGAAUGAUUGUGGUACUAGUAAGAAAGCUUUUAGGGAUACUAUUUAGAAUUUUAUACCUUAACCUUUUUAUUUU